GCAGUGGGUGGUGCGCCAACAGUACUGGCCCUAUGCGUCGUCUACUCUCUCACUAAGGUUCCAGGCUCUCUCCAGGUCACCAACAGCUCAACAGCCCAGACAUGCUGAUGUUAGCCGCACUCCUGCUGGUGGCUGCCCAGUCCCUGCAACCCGCACAAGCCUGGGGCGGUCUCUUCAACCGGUUCAGUCCGGAAAUGCUCUCGAACCUGGGCUAUGGGGGUCAUGGAAGUUUCAGAGCACAGCCGUUUUUACAGAGUCCAAGGGAAACGUUUCAAGAGCUGCAAGAGAUCGAGAAGGACCAGGAGACCGACUGCUACGACUUGGAGUGUGUGGCGAAUGAUCAAUGUUGUCCGGGACAAGUUUGCAUCAUACUGGAUAGCAACAUAGGACACUGCGUGUUCGUGUAUGGUCUGCGGAUGGGAGAGUUCUGCCAGAGAGACAAUGAGUGUGAGACCGGCCUGGUCUGCAUGCACACUGGUGACUCGCGCUCCUGCCAACCCGCCAUCUCCAGUCGCAAACAGUACAGUGAAGACUGCAUGAUGAGCAGUGAGUGCGAUAUCCACAAGGGACUUUGUUGCCAGUUCCAGCGCAGGCAUCGGCAGGCACCUCGCAAGGUAUGCUCUUACUUCAAGGACCCUCUGGUAUGUAUCGGCCCUGUGGCCUCGGACCAGGUCAAGAUGGUGGAGAUGGAGCGCACAGCUGGGGAGAAGCGACUGACAGCCAAGAGCGUGGCUAAUGGCUAUAACCACCUCAAGCGCUAGAUCAUCAGUAGUUCAAUAUUUUAAGUGGGCGCAGUGCAGCCACGCCAAUAGUAGCUCUUAGUUGCCAGUUGUAAGUCAACAUAAAGACCAUUCGCUACUAAAUACAUGCGUAUUUUGUGUGUUUUCAGUGGGCGCAGUGCAGCCACUCCAAUAGUAGCUCUUAGUUGCCAGUUGUAAGUCAACGUAAUGGCCGUUCACAUUUUCUAUUUCUGUUCCUCGUCUCCUCCCAAAAAUCUGUAUGGCCUAGUGACUCGAUAGUUUUACAAUCAAUGUGGGAAUUAAUAUUUAGUAUUCUUGAGUGUUUCGUUAACGUUUCGUUUUUUUAAAGUUUCCUUGCCAUUUUGAAUCUUCUCAGUUUGGUAGUAUGUACACGCUAAGCAUUGUUACAAAGCUUUUGCUACCUAAUAUUGUAUCCUAUUGGUACUAAACUAUACUUAGGCUAUUUAAGUUGUGCUUAAAAGAUCCCCAAAAUUUUUACUAAGUAUGAAAAAUAAGCUUUGUAUAAAUGUAAUAUCAAGUAAACAACAUAGAGUAUUGGGAUCUUUGAUUGCGUUCUAUGUGUAUACAGCAUGGAAUACAGCAAGUUAAUAGUGUUGUAAUAUUUAAAAUGGAUAACAAUUCGCCAUAUACAGUAAAGCUUGAGAUAAAAGAAUAUUUUAGGUAUAUGCGUUGUUGAAGUAGUUGUAUUAUUUAUUCGACAGUAAUAUUACUUACAGGUUAUUACUUUUUAUACGAAUUGGUACGUAUUCUCUGUAACUGUAAUGUACAGUGUACAGUGAGGACGCCAACAACAAUUACUAAAGUACCACAACGCACUUCAAAUUAGUCAAUAAUUGCUUUUUAUAGUAAAUUAUCAAAAAUAUUACGUCACCACUAUUUAAAAGUAAUGGGUACAGCUAAACUUCUUUUUUGUUUUCUAUCAUCAAAUUUUAAAAUACAAUUUUGGUCGAAACAUUGCUUUAAACAGUGGUAUAUAUGGUAACAGAUAUGUGAAUUAAAACCAAAGAGUUCACACAGAGAAUUAAAAAAAAAUAGAUUUUGUUUCACAUGUUACGCGUGGUUAUUAUCCAUGUAAAGCAACUGUAUUUGCCAUAGAUCUGGUAAAACAGUACAAACACCCCAUCGGCAACGUACAUCCAUAGGAAUGUAUAUUCAUUAUAGUUUACGUUUUCAUAUUUUUACUAGUUCUAUUCUGUACUACAAUUUUAAAAUAUUUAGCAAUUAUAUAUGUAUUUUUAACAAACAGUAGUUAGUUUAUGUUAAUAUAUAAAGUUUCAACUUAAGGAAAUAAGUUGUAUCGUUUUACGUUAUAAUCUUGCUUUAAAUAACGUCCAUAAGUAAAACUACCGACUAACUAUUGAAAAAGAAAUGUAUCACACAAAAUUCUUAUUAGCAUUUUGAUUAAGUGUUUCUUUUCUGUGAUAUUUUCAAUUUGGUACUUAAAGUAAAUAGGUGUAAGAUAGGCAUUUCUUACUAAAUAUAUGACUCAAACUAUGUACGUUACUUACUAAAACCUUUUAUUUUUAUAAACCCCUACCUUAUUAAAAUCUAAAUGUGAUAUUGUUAUAUACUAUAUACACUUAUUUAAUCCAACUACUGAAGUGUGCAGUUGUGUUGUCUCGCAUAACUCGACUACUCUUUUCCAUAUUAGAGGUAGGUAAAAAAAAGUUGGGUUUGUUUUAUAACAGUACUUUUAUGCAAGGCAACCACAAAGUGUGGAUUAUGUUCGUAAAUGAAGAAGUUUCUUAAGAACGCAUAAGUACACGCAUACAAAUAAGUGAAAUUUGAGCAUUUAUCGUUGUUGAGUUUAAACUGUAUUUUAUAUACAUUACUUUAAAUACCCCGAGCAUUUAUACAUGUUGAGCUAUUGUCGAAAGUGACUGUCAUUCAUGCAGCCCUUUGCAUGUCAGUGUUAUAAUAGUAGUAUAAGAUUAUGUGCAAUGUGCAAUGUCAGCUAUUUAACCGAUGAAGACGGUGAAAACUGUGUAUCGAUGAAUGUCACUCCUAACUCCCAACUGGUUGUUUUCUCUCUUGGGUUACCCCGUGCUCUGCACGCUUACAGCCCCGGCUGAGGCGGACUAACAUACAUAUCAACAGGUGCACCCCAGGACUUCACCGUCCUGCACUAACAUAUCAGACUUUACACUAGACUUAGAUAUAAAUGUUAUAUUUAAAUAUUUUUGAUGCAUUUUCAGGAUCUUAACCUUAUAUCUGUAUUUGUUUCAAUUGUAUUGUAUGAGACGAAAUAAAUGGCCAAAUUAAA
Messenger RNA from Homalodisca vitripennis (glassy-winged sharpshooter), 3024 nucleotides. RefSeq names its product prohormone-3. The record is from RefSeq and is a predicted model, not a curated record. Bases 102 to 761 code for a protein of 219 amino acids. Lineage: Eukaryota; Metazoa; Arthropoda; Insecta; Hemiptera; Cicadellidae. The transcript has 7 exons.